This is a messenger RNA of Rubroshorea leprosula, 1001 nucleotides long. The record is from the annotation of a GenBank genome assembly. Lineage: Eukaryota; Viridiplantae; Streptophyta; Magnoliopsida; Malvales; Dipterocarpaceae.
AGAAACUACAUCUGUCUAUGAUCUCCUCCAUAUCCAGUUUCCUGUUCUCAAUGGAACAAUUAUUUGAUCAAAUCCUCAAUUCUUAAUAUUCUUAGUCUUGGUCUAAUCUCAACUAUCAAUUGCUAGUGUAUGGGAUCAAGAAUUUAGAGGGAGAAGUGUAAAGAUUGAAAUGAAGAGGAAAACACCAGAAAUGGAGAACGGAUCAGAGAUAAAGUGUGCUAUUGAAGAGCUCUCCAUGUUUGGCAAACUUAAGCUUGGUGAUGAUCCUGGAUCUGCCCAUAUACCCACCAAGCCUUUUCUUCAUCUUUGCCAAGUGAUGCUUCAUGUUCUUGAUAAGAUUGGCCCAACAAUGGCUGUUCUUAGACAAGACAUUCAUCAAAACAUUGAGAGGUUGGAGAUGCUCUGUGAGUCUGACCCUUCAAAGUACUCAAAUCUGGUGGAGAUGUUGAAGACAGAAGACAUUGAAGGAAAUUCAAGAAAGGGUACUAGCUGCAGCAAAGCCUUUCUCUGGCUCACCAGAUCAUUGGACUUUUCAGUGGCUUUAUUACAAAAAUUGAUGAAGGAUCCUGAGGAAAACAUGGAGAAAGUGGUUGAAGAAUCCUAUGAGAUCACUUUGAAACCUUGUCAUGGAUGGAUUUCAUCAGCUGCUUUUAGGAUAACUCUAAAAUUAUUACCGGAUAACAAAAACUUCAUUGCUCUCCUCAAAGACAAGGAUGAAAGCUAUGAUACCCUCAAAGAAGAUAUGGAGUCCUUGGUUUCAUUGCUCGCGCCAAUUCUAGAAGAGAUCCACUCUAUUCUUAGAUUUUAUAAGUUGGAAAGGUUCAAACCCAUCUAAGGAAGAUCACGUAUGGAAACAAAAGCAAAGAUAACUGGAUGAAGCUUGCCUUAUUCAUAGCUCUCAAUCUUCUCUGGUUUCAUUUCAGUCCAAAUGUGAAUAUAUAAGUGGCUUUGACAUUGAAAGCAAAAUCUGAUGUGAUACAAAUUAAAUUUUUCUGUAAUAU